This is a messenger RNA of Ostrea edulis (European flat oyster), 2986 nucleotides long. Its product is annotated as V-type proton ATPase catalytic subunit A. The transcript has 15 exons. Gene Ontology annotation, molecular function: ATP binding; proton-transporting ATPase activity, rotational mechanism; ATP hydrolysis activity. The coding region runs from base 241 to 2109 and encodes 622 amino acids. Lineage: Eukaryota; Metazoa; Mollusca; Bivalvia; Ostreida; Ostreidae. Gene Ontology annotation, cellular component: proton-transporting V-type ATPase, V1 domain; lysosomal membrane. Gene Ontology annotation, biological process: proton transmembrane transport; ATP metabolic process. The record is from RefSeq and is a predicted model, not a curated record.
UUGUGUCCUCCAUUGGUCUUCAUAAGACAUGACAAAGUGACUUUGACAAGGGGCCAGUCCCAAAUCCAACCUAGAAUAGUGCAGAAUUUGCAGCUUUUUGAUUGUUGUACAAAGGACUGGAAACUGCACAGAUAAAUGUAUUGAAAAGUGAUAGGGUGCAAAAUAUGCCUACUGGAGAUGACCAUUUAAUGUAAAGAGGUCAACGGUUGUAUUAGAGGAUUUCAGAAAUUUUACUUUAUCAUGGCUGGUGGAUUAGAAAGAACUCGUAGAUUGCCCAAGAUCCAAGAUGCUGAUAAAGAGUCCAUGUUUGGUUAUGUACAUGCAGUGUCAGGACCUGUGGUCACUGCACAGCAGAUGGCUGGAGCUGCUAUGUACGAGUUAGUGCGUGUAGGUCACUCAGAACUGGUGGGCGAAAUUAUCCGAUUAGAGGGAGACAUGGCUACCAUCCAAGUAUACGAGGAUACAUCUGGUGUGACUGUUGGUGACCCAGUAUUGAGGACGGGUAAACCUUUAUCUGUAGAACUGGGACCUGGUAUAAUGGGCUCCAUCUUUGACGGUAUUCAGCGUCCUCUAGAAGAAAUUAACAAACUGACACAGAGUAUCUACAUUCCAAAGGGUAUCAACACACCAGCUCUGGACAGGCAGAAGAAAUGGGAGUUUGAACCAUAUGGAAGCAUCAGAGUUGGCAGUCACGUGACAGGAGGUGAUGUGUAUGGUAUGGUGUAUGAGAACAUUCUGGUCAAACACAAAAUCAUGCUUCCCCCUAAAGCUAGAGGCACAGUGACCUGGGUUGCUGACCCUGGCGAGUACGACGUCAAUGACAUUGUGUUGGAGACUGAGUUUGAUGGAGAGAAGUCCAAGUACACUAUGUUACAAGUCUGGCCAGUCAGACAGCUGAGACCAGUGACUGAGAAACUCGCCGGAAACCACCCACUGCUCACCGGACAGAGAGUGCUCGAUGCACUGUUCCCCUGUGUACAGGGUGGAACCACUGCGAUCCCUGGGGCUUUCGGCUGUGGUAAGACUGUGAUCUCGCAGUCCUUGUCCAAGUACUCCAACAGUGAUGUCAUUGUCUACGUUGGAUGUGGUGAACGUGGAAAUGAAAUGUCUGAAGUAUUGAGAGAUUUCCCAGAGUUGACGAUGGAAGUUGAUGGUAAACCCGAGAGUAUCAUGAAGAGAACAGCAUUGGUUGCCAACACCUCCAACAUGCCUGUGGCUGCCAGAGAGGCCUCCAUCUACACUGGUAUUACCUUGUCCGAGUAUUUCCGUGAUAUGGGUUACAACGUGUCGAUGAUGGCUGACUCUACUUCUCGAUGGGCCGAGGCUUUGAGAGAAAUCUCUGGUCGUCUGGCUGAAAUGCCUGCUGAUUCUGGUUAUCCUGCCUACCUUGGGGCUCGUUUGGCUUCCUUCUAUGAACGUGCUGGUCGUGUUAAGUGUAUAGGAAAUCCAGAGAGAGAGGGCAGCGUCAGCAUUGUGGGAGCUGUAUCGCCCCCUGGUGGUGACUUCUCAGAUCCUGUGACCUCUGCAACCCUGGGUAUUGUACAGGUGUUCUGGGGUCUGGAAAAGAAGUUGGCUCAGAGGAAGCACUUUCCCGCCAUUAACUGGCUCAUUUCCUACAGCAAGUACACAUGGGCUUUGGAGGAAUUCUACGACAAAAGCUUCCCAGACUUCACUCCCCUCAGAACAAAGUGCAAAGAAAUUCUACAGGAAGAGGAAGAUCUGUCUGAAAUUGUACAGCUGGUCGGCAAGGGAUCACUGGCUGAAGCAGACAAGAUCACACUGGAAGUGGCCAAGGUCAUCAAGGACGAUUUCCUGCAACAGAAUGGGUACACACCUUAUGACAGGUUCUGCCCCUUCUAUAAGACAGUGGGAAUGUUGAAGAACAUCAUUGCCUUUUAUGAUAUGGCUAAACACGCUGUAGAAAGUACAGCACAGAGCGAGAACAAAAUCACAUGGGCCAUCAUCAGGGACCAAAUGAACGACAUCAUCUACAGACUCAGCAGCAUGAAAUUCAAGGAUCCAGUCAAAGAUGGCGAGAAGAAGAUUAAGCAAGAUUAUGAUGAUUUACAUGAAGAAAUGCAGACAGCAUUCAGAAAUCUUGAAGACUGAGUAACAUUAGUAGCUUAACAAGUUAUUUAAAUUAUUAGGAAAAAAUUGAAACUUGGACAGUGUAUGUAUGUGGAAAUAUCUAGAUUAAAUUUGGUGAACAAUUUGCAGGAAUCAGUAUUCUAGUCACGCUAUUGCUGUCUUGCUUCCAUGACAAGAGUCAUUAGUAUUGUGUUAAUAGUCCCUGGUCUGUUCAAUUCGUAUUUGAAAAGGAUCCAGGAAUCCAGAUAGCAUUACAUAUUGAUAACCAUUGUCUCAGAGUGAGGGCUAUAUAGAUUUUACAGUUUUAGUUGUUGGGUAAAACUUAACUACCCAGUACAUUAUUUUUAAAUGUUGGGCAUCUUGUUUCAAGAUCAAGACUUCAUGAGUGGUUUUUUUUUGAUGAAUUUGUUGUCGAUGAAUGCAAAUCAGUUGUACACUUCCUUAGACAAAACAUUCCAUAUUUCAUUCACACGUGUAUGUACAUCAUGUGUACCGAGCCAAGGUGUAGAUUUUUUUAUGUUAAUUUUAAGUUUUGACAAUGAACAAACAUUUCCUUUAUAGAUGUAGUUUGCAGAUCACAGAAUUUUAUUCAGUUUGCAGAUUGUGCAUCAACUUAAAAAAAAAAUGAACGACAGAGGUUGAGUCUUUGUAUCUGAUAUUAUUUAUAUAAAACAUUUGUAAUUUUUAAUCAUUGUUUGUGAUAGAAACUUGUAAAUUUAUUGAAUUUUUUAAGGGUACAAUAUAAAUCAUAUUGAUAGUGUAUUAUAUAUAUAUAGACAUGUGAUAGCCUUUUCUGUAGCUCAGUUCAUUGUAAAAACUUUGGAAAAUCCAUUAUAAAUCUAUGAUUUAAAAUACUGUAUAUGUUAACCAAGAAAAUAAAAUAAAUAUGCAGAUAUUU